Aspergillus welwitschiae is the source of this 2298-nucleotide messenger RNA. Its product is annotated as SMI1/KNR4 family protein. NCBI's taxonomy places the organism in Eukaryota, Fungi, Ascomycota, Eurotiomycetes, Eurotiales, Aspergillaceae. Gene Ontology annotation, biological process: regulation of fungal-type cell wall biogenesis; cell wall biogenesis. The transcript is spliced from 2 exons. The record is from RefSeq and is a predicted model, not a curated record. Gene Ontology annotation, cellular component: mating projection tip. The coding region runs from base 302 to 1879 and encodes 525 amino acids.
UUCCAACUUUCUUCCUUCUCCCACCUUCCUCUAAUACCAAUCGCCUCUUAGUGCUGUCACUUAGCGGUUCCCUAGCCGCCCCGUUUACCCACCGGCCCUCCCAGCAAAACUUCCUCUACAUUAUUAUUUGGUUUCCGCUCCUCAUCCAUCUAUCCGCGGUACUCAAUUCCGACCUUGGACUUCCUCCCCCAUUAAAUACUCCUCGUUCGCUGUUUCACAAGGAGAUAGAGAGAAAAAGAACAAUUAGUGCUGGUCUAGUCCGCUUGCCCUCUGUCACUGAUUAUCUGUCUGGAUUCCCAUCAUGGCGAAUGCCAUCGGCUCAGCAUGGCGGUCCUUUUGGCAUACAAUGACUUCUUAUGAUCGCCAUGCUUCCCAUGACUCGCCGUAUCGAACCGGUAAACAUGUGCCUCUUAGUCAAAGUCGACACGAGCCUCUCACAUCCAUUGCAACAAGCGCUAUCGAAUCUCGACCGGAUCUGACUUCCCCGUAUGAUGACGACCAGCCGAAAGGCUCAAAUGGCUGGUCCGGCUCCCCUACGGGAGGGGGCUCGCCCAAUCGCCCAUACUCUCCUGGAAUGCGAUCACUGUCAUCUCAGAAGCGUCAAUCCGCAGAUCCCAAUGCGGAUGGUGCUCCGGAGAUCCAGAUGCAAAGUUUCCAUGAUGGUGCACCGCCCCCUCCACCCAUCGCUCAUUCAUGGAGGAAGAUUGAGAAAUGGCUGGAAAAUAAUUACCAGGAGCUUUGGGAUAAUCUAUGUGAGGGCUGCACCCAAAAUGACAUUAACGAACUGGAGCACGAACUGGACUGCAGCCUACCGUUGGAACUGCGGGAAUCUUUGAUGGUCCAUGAUGGUCAGGAGCGGGGAGGGUUGCCCACCGGUGUCAUCUUUGGCUGCAUGCUUCUGGACUGUGAGGAGAUCGUUCAAGAAUGGAAGAACUGGAGGGUAGUCAACGAGGAGUUUUUGAGCUCAUCUAUGAUGAACGCUCCUUCAAGGCCAACUCCCAGUUCAUCGUCCGCCGUGCCCCCUGCCCCGGGUGCUAAUGGUGCGUGGAGAAAUGAUCUGCUCGAGCGACAGGACUCGCAGCCCCCCGGUGCAGUCCAGAAGGCCUAUGCUCAUCCGGCUUGGAUUCCCCUGGCUCGCGACUGGGGCGGCAACCAUAUCGCUAUCGACUUGGCCCCAGGACCUGCUGGAAAGUGGGGACAGGUUAUCAUCUUUGGCCGGGACUACGAUUGUAAAUACGUUGUUGCUCGGUCCUGGUCUGCCUUCCUUGCUAUACUAGCAGAUGAUAUUUGCAGUGGCAAAGUUUCUGUGGAUGAAGAGACGAAUGAGAUGAAGCUUUUGGAGUUCAAGUCGCAAAACGUGGAACCCCCCUACUUGGAGAUCUUGAGGUGGAGGGCCGAUCAGAAGUACGGCAGGAGACAACCUAGGCGCAAGGCUCCGAAUGGCCUGGGUUUGAGUACGGGUGGCAAGUCGGGCAAAGAGUCACCCUAUGGCAGCCCAACGCCCAGUGAAGAGCGUGGAAGGUCGCCGCAUCGCUUCCCCAACCGGGGGUCUACUCAAAGUCCUAAGACUCAAUUCGGCAUGUCAAGUCCGCUGGCUCGCGUCACAGAAGAGGCACCGAGCCCGGUACAUACUGUUGAGGAGACUGGGCUUCCAGAAAAGGCCGCUAAGGAGAACGAGGAAGAGCGUUCAUCCGAAGACUUGAUGGAGGUAGCCACGCCUCAAAUCGGCGGAAAAGAGAACGAGGGAGCCGGAAAGAGUGAGGAGGAGCGCCAGUCAUUGGAAGCGGACAAGGCGCAAAAGCGUGAUUCGAAUCAAUUGUCUUCGGCCACUGGCUUGGACGCCGAGGUCUUGGGUGAAAUGAAAAAUGUUGCGAUCUAGACCUCGUGUUGAGCGAUUAUUGCUUUUAUGUGGCUCCUUUUUUCCCGGCGCGUCAUCUUCAUCCUUUAUCAUGAGCACCUUGCUUUUGCGUUCUUAAUGAGGAGUUUUCUGAUCUUGUCUCCUUCCAGUCCAAAGUGUCCCAGGCGCCCCUCUAUGAAAGUUGAUGGAUUUGUGUGAACCCUCUUCUGACCUACAUGUAUAAAUCUUUCGCAUUGUCCUACUCCAUGAUUCCUGUGGCCGUCCGUUUUUCCUCUCGAUUCUUAUAUUCUUGUCAUUUGCAACCUUCAGCAGCCUUAUCUUUCUAACUUGGGAUGGUCACCCGCGAUCUGUUUUCUCCACAUUGCUGUAACUUUACCUCAACGAUGAUGCUGUAUUAGUUUUCUUCAAAGUGCUUUUUUUUUCUUUUCUGGAUUUCUGCU